This is a messenger RNA of Ceratotherium simum simum (southern white rhinoceros), 1576 nucleotides long. Lineage: Eukaryota; Metazoa; Chordata; Mammalia; Perissodactyla; Rhinocerotidae. The record is from RefSeq and is a predicted model, not a curated record.
CGGUGACCGCGGCCGUAAUGGCGCCGCUUCCGCAGGCGCGGGUCCUGCGUUGCUGCAGCUGCCGCCUCUUCCAGGCGCACCAGAUGAAGAAGAGUCUCAAAUGGACAUGCAAAGCCUGUGGAGAGAAGCAGCCGUUUUUGCGGGCUUACGGUGAGGGCUCUGGUGCUGACUGCAGACGCCAUGUUCAAAAAUUAAAUCUGCUGCAGGGACAGGUUUCAGAGAUGUCACUCAGGUCUUUGGAAGAACCUGUAAAUGCCAAUGAAGAGGAAAAUGCAGGUCCUCAGCAGGCUGCGCACACAAGUCUGCAGGAAAAAGCCCAGCCCUCAGAGAACCGCUGGAUGAAGUAUCUGGAAAGGGAGUCCAAAGACCUGGGGCCAGAAGGAAGAAGGGUGUGUUUCAGCAGACAGCCCUCCUCCAGGACAGAGAAGCCAGAGCCUCCGUUCAACACAGGCCUGCCUAGAAAAAGGAAAUGGAGCCAGAGCACGGUCCAGCCUCCAUGCAGCCCUAAUGUCCAGGACUCAGGCAACUCUCAGCUCACCUUGGAGCCCCAGGGCGAUGUGGGCCUGGCAGGGAACGUCAAAGAAGGAAGUGGUCAUGAGGACUGGGACACCAGGGAGCUCACUGUUCCUCAUGGGGAACCACCAUGUCCUGCCCAGCAGGUCAGGACCACGUCUUCUAAGUGGGAACGAUUUCUUUUGCCACCUGGGAACAGCUCACAUAUGGACAUGGAGCCCCCAACAGCCCUGCAGAAAGGCCUCAGGCCAGCGGGGGCAGCACAGGCUGAGCAGGGGACGCCCAGGGCCCAGACCCCAAGGGAAGGGCUCUUCAGCAGGCCCCUCAGUACACUCCAGCUUCCUGGGGCCACACACACUCCCACAUCUGGGCCCAAGAGGCCCUGCGGGAAGACCGCGGAGCAGCUGUGGGGCACGGUGUAUCAGGUAGAGGGUGGGCCCUUGGUCAAAGGGACACAGGAGGCCCCACUUGUGCGACUAUGUGACCUCUUUAAAACCGGUGAGGACUUUGAUGAUGAUCUGUGACAGACUAGCAUACUGUCAGUUGAGACAUCCUUGUUCACUGAGCCCUUCUCCACUAGACCUUAUGCCAUUGGAAACAGGACCCCUAAGGUGCUUUUAAAUAGGACUGAGGAUGAUUUAUGGGAACUACCAAGAACUUGACAAUAAACGUGACUAUCAAACAAACAGAUCAUCUCCUGUUGCAACAUCUUUGAUUAAAGUGCUUAUACCAUUUAAUUACAGAGUGUUUACAAAUAUGAUAACAGAAUGGCUACAAAGGGAUUUUCUUACUUUAAAAGCAGUUGACACAUUUGGAAAUGAGAGAACUACAGUGGUUAUGAAACAGAGGCAGGACUCAGUGAACACCAACGUCACCCUCCCUAUCUGCCCUUCUUUAUUCCUGGAUAGGAAGCCCACAGUGCUGGGCUGUCCUUCCCUCCAGUACUUGCUCCAGGGCAGCCUCCUCUGCCCCGACAGAACGUUGGCUGUACUCUAUAGAAACCUAGAGUUUCUAGCAGAAAAUCAACUACAUGUCAGCAUACUAUUAGUCAUUUAAAAAAAAA